AUGAGAGCCGGGUUGCCUAGAGUUGAGCAUCUUCCCGAUACUGGCGGAAGCUUUGAAAAGGGAAUUGAGUUAUUGGUAGUGCCGCAUAUAACAGAUUGUAUCCCCUCGAAACAAUUUGACAUUGAUACGCUAGAAUUAGAUAGUUUCAAUUUAGCGGAUGUGAGUUUCAAUGAACCUGGAGAUGUGGAUAUUUUAUUAGGUGCGAAAAUAUUCUAUGAACUUUUAAGAUCGGGUCAAAUUAGGUUUCCGGGAACAGACAUUGUUUUUCAAAAUACUGUGUUUGGGUUUGUUGCUACCGGAAGUGUUCCAAUAGAAAACGAAACUACUGUUCAUUGUGGGUUAGUAAUAGAAGAUUUGGAUGCAAAUUUAAGGAAAUUUUGGGAAAUUGAAGAUGUUGAGGGGGAUAAGUUACAAAUUGAUGAGAGUUUAAUAUGUGAAGAUCAUUUCAUGAAAACACAUUCCAGAAAUGACGAUGGAAGCUAUGUUGUUAAAAUGCCGUUUAAAAUAGACCCCCCAUGUUUAGGCGAAUCAAAACACAUUGCUACUAAAAGAUUUAAUUCACUUUGGCAACGUUUGAAGAGAGAACCAGAGUAUAGGCAACUAUACAGCGAAUUUUUAACUGAGUAUGAGAAUUUGGGGCAUAUGCAGGAAACUUGCGAAACUCCAAGGUACAUUAUGCCUCAUCAUGGCGUUUUUAGGCCAGAAAGUCGUACUACAAAAUUACGCGUUGUUUUCAACGCAUCAGAGGCAACGUCAUCUGGACAAUCGCUUAAUGAUAAUUUGUAUUCAGGAUCUGUUGUCCAAGAUGAUUUGUUUGCUAUUUUGUUGAGGUUUUGA
Molecule: messenger RNA, 837 nt
Organism: Argiope bruennichi
Lineage: Eukaryota; Metazoa; Arthropoda; Arachnida; Araneae; Araneidae
Exons: 2
Coding region: 1-837 (278 amino acids)
Source: RefSeq, a predicted model, not a curated record